Agrilus planipennis (emerald ash borer) is the source of this 3305-nucleotide messenger RNA. Its product is annotated as spondin-1. Gene Ontology annotation, molecular function: serine-type endopeptidase inhibitor activity. The record is from RefSeq and is a predicted model, not a curated record. Bases 16 to 2649 code for a protein of 877 amino acids. Gene Ontology annotation, biological process: cell adhesion. Lineage: Eukaryota; Metazoa; Arthropoda; Insecta; Coleoptera; Buprestidae. The transcript is spliced from 14 exons. Gene Ontology annotation, cellular component: extracellular matrix.
AAGGAUACUUACAAAAUGCAAUUAAUAGAUUAUUAUAGUGGCAUGAUCUUCAGGAUUUCGAUCACUCUAUUACUGACAUGGUUUUUUAUCCAAGUUCAUUCUCUCCAAUGCAACAAAAAACCCGAGGGAGUUGUUCCCUUCUGGUCCAACCCCCAUAACAAAGUUCAUUUGGAAAUUUUAGGAAAUCCAGAAGGAUACAUGCCUAAAGAAAGAUAUACUGUAAAGUUAGUGGCUCAAGCACAGCCGUUUACCGAAUUCCUCCUAACAGUGGAAAAUGAAAAUGGGGAAGUGACAUUCCCAGAUGCAACAUCUUCCUCGGUGGGAAAAUUGGAUCUUGGAGAUGACGUACUGUUAAAAUUCAGCGACAAAUGUCCCAACGCUAUCAUGCAAACAAAUGAUUUGCCGAAAACGGAAGUGAAGGUGUACUGGAUAGCGCCUGAACCACAAAGUGGAUGCGUUUAUUUUAAGGCAACAGUUGUUGAAUCUCCGAGGGUAUGGUACAGUGAAGAAGGACCUUUAACUAUAAAAAUAUGUGAAGCCACCGAUGAUGGGGAAUCUUUACCCUCAAUUCUCGAGCGAUGUUGUGCGUGUCCAGAAGCUAAAUAUGAGGUGACGUUUGAAGGUUUAUGGUCAAGAAACACCCACCCCAAAGAUUUCCCGGAAGAUAAAUGGAGUACUAAAUUCAGCGACGUGAUAGGUGCAUCUCACAGUGUGGAUUAUUCUUUUUGGAAUUACGGCGAGCUUGCAAAUGACGGAUUAAGACAACUCGCGGAAAAUGGUAACACACGCGAACUCGAAAAAGAAUUAAAAGACAAUAGCAGACACAUUCGGACGAUAAUAAAAGCAAGAGGAAUCAGUUAUCCAAACAUUACUGGAAAAACAUUUGCUGUUUUUCGAGUGGACAACAUACAUCAUCUUAUCUCGUUGGUGUCAAUGAUAUUCCCGUCUCCCGACUGGUUUGUUGGUGUCUCGAAUUUGGAACUUUGUUUAAGAAAUUGUUCAUGGAUAGAAUCUAAAGUGCUAAAUUUGUAUCCCGUUGAUGCUGGUAUUGAUGAUGGAGUAACAUAUAUGGAUCGCGACAGUCCGUCCAAUCCUCCUUUACCUAUUCGCCAGCUGAAGUCCAACAGCCCUAAUUUCCGGGAAUCCCCGUUUUAUGAUGAAUCUGGGGAACCAAUAAAACCAUUUGCAAGAAUUUACUUAUCGAGGCAGCGAUUGUACGAAAAGAACUGCGAUUUUGACGAAAAUGUAGAAUCCUCAAAGCCGAAUUGUGAACUAGGACCGUGGGGAGAAUGGAGCUCGUGCUCAGUCACAUGUGGAAAAGGUGUCCAAUAUAAACAAAGGUCCCUUUUGAGUAACAAUCCCGAAGAAUGUACUGCGGAUUUGACUAUGAGACGAGUUUGUUGGGGAAUGGAAGAAAAUUGCAGGGAAUCAUUUUCGUCCACGUUAAGAGAAGAAACAUCGGUGGACCCACUUUGCGAAUUAACCGAAUGGGGAAAUUGGUCGAGUUGUAGCGAAACGUGUGGCACUGGGACAAAAACUAGAAGCAGAAGAUACAAAAAUCGAAUUGCCGCUAAACGUUGUGCAGCCAGUCAGGAAUCUCCUCCAGUUUUGGAACAAAACAUGGCUUGCCAAGGCGACGGAAGCGACUGUCCAACAGAAUUGCCGAAUUACGAUGAUUGUCCACGAAUACCCUGGAGCUAUUGGUCGCCUUGCUUAACAUUUUGCGGAAAAGGAUUGAAAGUACGACACCGAAUUUUCGAUUCAAGUUCGAUGAACAGAAUGAAUCCAAUCAAUAGCUUGGAAAGGGAUGAAGAAGGAAGUGAGACAGAAGACGAAUGUGCUAAUAUCAAAAAAGUGGAAACCGUAGAAUGUAUCCAUGAAGAAAGACCAAUUUGUGAAACAACUUCUCAAGAACCAAGGUUUAUUUGCAACAUGCCCAAAGACGAAGGCCCUUGCAAAAGUAACACUGCUAGAUGGUACUUCGAUUCGAUAACAGAAAAAUGCGAAAUCUUCCGAUAUAGCGGAUGCCAAGGAAACGAAAACAAUUUUGUUUCUCAGCAAGAAUGCGAAAAAGUUUGCGGAGAUUAUCAAAAGGAACUGGUUUAUAACAGAACAAAUAAAAAAUUGCAACUUGGAGCAAGUGUAUCAAGCGUUUUGUCCUACGGUAUGCUGCUUCAAAAUGACGCUGCAAUUUAUGCGCCUAUCAUUUCUUCGGAAUCGUAUACUGUCCCUCAGGAUUGUGAGGUCACUCCUUGGUCAAAAUGGACCGAAUGCAGAACUGAUGCUUCAUGUGGUGAAGGAAUAAAAAUGAAAUUCAGAAACAUUAAGAAAUAUCCCUCAGAAGGUGGAAAACAAUGCGGUGAUUUAGUAAAGACAAAAGAAUGUAGAAUCAGAUGUUCAAAUGACAAACAAAAACGUAACAAAGGAAGCAAAAAUGAGAACGCAGCAUCGAAAGAACAAGAAUUUGCAAAAAGAAACCUUUGUGAAAUGUCCAAAUGGUCCGCUUGGUCACCAUGUACCCAAAGUUGUGGCUCUUCCGCUGUACAGCAAAGAACCAGGGUAAUAAUUAGAAGAAACGUAGCUUACGGACUUCCUUGUUCAGAAAGGGUGGAGGAAAGGAGUUGUAAUUUAUUACCGUGCAAUGAUUAAGAAAGGAAUUCAACUUGAGUAAAAAGAGCAAAAAAAAUUACGAUUAGUUUUUCGCUCAAUUGUAUAUCACAUAUUUAACGCACUAACAUAGUUUUCAAAUAUAAAUGCAAAAAAGUGAUAAUCAAAAAUCACAAUGUUGUAAUAAUUUAAUUAUGCACUUCAAAAAAAUAUUAAUUUUUUAGUCACUCAAAACUAUCUAAACAAAUAAAAUAGUUGAAACAGUUUGGUGAAUUACCCUGAACUGAGUAGUCUCCGACUUUACUACAGUUAAAUUUAAUUUAUCUCCAAAAUUUUAUAUUGAAAGUCACGCUGAUUUAUAAAUAAAAAAAAAACAUUUUAUUUUUAUAAUGAAAUUUAAUUGAAUGAAUAUUAAUUUACAAUUGAUUGAUUUGACCCUUACUUAAUGAAAAAUCCAUAGUAAAUAAAUGGGAAAACAAUUUAAAUAUUAUUAGUAAAACUAGCUUAUAUUAAAUAUACCAAUGACAAAAUUUACAAUAAAGAAUUGAGUAUCAUUAAUCAAAUAGGAGUCAAUAAUAGUUAAUGAAAAAUCUGGAGUUUAUAUAUGUUGCUUAUAUAGGUCAAACGGAAAGAAACAUUAAUAUACGUUUAAAUGAACACAAAAACAAUUUUUCAAAAAUAAAAAAGAUUCCACUUAA